Messenger RNA from Bicyclus anynana (squinting bush brown), 8368 nucleotides. Its product is annotated as trans-Golgi network integral membrane protein 1. Bases 138 to 1544 code for a protein of 468 amino acids. The transcript has 5 exons. The record is from RefSeq and is a predicted model, not a curated record. NCBI's taxonomy places the organism in Eukaryota, Metazoa, Arthropoda, Insecta, Lepidoptera, Nymphalidae.
UUUACUGUCAUAGUGCUGUGUCCUAAAUAUUUUCGAUUCGUUUUGGAAUUUAGUGUUUAAAAAGUACUAAUAAAUGAUACGACAUUUAUUUUAUACAGGUUUUGAUUUACGUCAAUAGAACUUGUUCAGUUGUAACAAUGCAGAUUUAUAUUAUUGCAUUAUGUUUUAUAAUACAUGGAUGUCACCAUGGGACAGGACUUCCUGUGGUACCCAGCGACCAAAGCCCAUUGCUAGAACUUGCGAAUACCUGUGAAAACUCCUUUCUAGAGGACAUGAUCAAACAGAAGGUUGAUGUUUGCAAAGUAAACGGUACGUUAACCAACCCGACCGCCCUGGAAUGCUACAUGUUCUAUGAUAUCAACACACAGCUCUGUGCUGCGUUCGAACAUUCAGAAUUCAGUUUGCAAGAUAAUUACAAAAGUAAAAUGACCGAGACUCAGAACGUCGCUGCGGUAUGUGCAAAUUCAAAAUCGUGGAAACUUGUGACAAUUCAACCGAAAUCACCAUACAAUUUAUUGAUCAAAGUGUUCAGCGAUCCGGUGAAAUGUCAAAAACUAUGCGGAGUCGGUGAGUUGUUCAAUGAUGACACUAAUUACUUUUGCAAAUACUUCAAGUGGGGUACAGAGGUGAUACAAAAUCAACAAUCAGUACAAGAGACCAAUUUAGCCGCCCCAGAUGGAGCGGCUCAACUAUCAGCUGUAAGUUCUGGAAAGAAUGCUGACACCGUACUACCAGCUAAUAACACCACUGCACCAUUGACAACUGCAAAUAAAGAGGUACAACAUGUUGAUACGAAGUUGACACAACCUGCUGAACAUACAAAAGAAGCUAGCUCAGAGAAGUCUGGACAAAAAACUCCUACAUCAACUGUCAAUCAGUCGACUAGUGUAGAGAAGGCACCGGAAAGUAUUAACAGUGCAAAAGCAGAACCUUCAACGGCACCUGUUGGUGUGUCAUCAGUGAAGGUUGAAGUUGAGCAUCCAGCUGCAGAGGAAGUACCACCAAAAAAAGAUGAAGUGGAAAAAAAUGGACCAGUGUUGGAGGAACCGAAGGAUUUACUGGAUGUAAAGGGAAAACCUGAGGAAAUCAAUCCAGAGGAUGAUGAGAACGACAAUGAUGAUUAUGAUCAACAUGAUGAAUUACCAGCAGACAAGACAAAUAUCAAAAAUGACAAUGGUGGUGUAGAAUCUGAUCCAGAUGUUGUUUUCAAGGGAAACAAUAAACCUAAUUUGAAAAUUGAGUCCAUUACAUUUCCCCCUCAAAGAGUUGCAGAUGUUUACCCCAAUGGCCUCCCAGAUUCGUUCACCGAUGAUGAUGAUCACUUCUUCCCGAUUUUCUUGACUGGAAUAAUCCUUGUGGUUCUGCUGUACAUACUAUAUCACAACAAAAGUAAAUUCACAAAAGUGAUUCUGGGACUAAUAGUAGAGGGCAGGCAGUCUGGUCGACGAAGAAACAGUAGAGGCCACGCCUACCGUCGACUGGACACGUUGGAGCAAGCCAUGAGCUCCACCACAGCUGUCCCUCCGAGCAAGAUCAUAUACUGAGUAUAUAUUUAAUAGUAUUUAGUAUACAAACUAAUUGUAUAGAAGGUGAAUCUAUUGUGUAGCCAUCGACAUAGGGUAUUUUCCUUAAAGCGUCGAUGUUCUUUAGGGCCGGCACACAUCUUGCGUGGCAGUUUUUAAACAAAUUAUAAACUAAAUUAUGAUGCAAGCUAACUUCUAUGAGUCUUAUUGAAACCAUUAUCAGCUGAUGGACGUACACUGCUGGACAUACCCCUCUUGUAAGGACUUCCAAAACCACGGUAUUGAGACGCAUGAUUUAAACAAUACACUGCACUUAGCGUCCAGAGUUGCCAUUCAUCCAUCAGCUCUUGUAAUCGGCCAAGACUCUCUAACUAUGUGACCUGACCUUCAGCUUUGUGAUUUCUUCUGCAGAUCGCCUUUUUUUGGAUUCGUUUAUGCAUAUUAGUUAUUAGUGUAAAUCAUUUUUGACUGUUAUUGCUAAAUUUUAAUAGCCUCACUGUCUAUUGGAGAGGGGAUAUUGAGCUUAUACCCCACUGUUUCAAAGCGAGUUAAAGGUUACCAUAUUUGACUUUGUAAUGAACACUAACAUAUAUGUUAAAGAUGAUGAUCGGACGUCGACGGUUUACGUGCUCUUCAAAGCAGGAGGUGUAUACCAACUUCCCAAGGCUGAGAUUUUUUUAUAAGAAAUAGAAGCUCAACAUUACUCGACUCAAAUCCAGGAACCGAAAGCAAAGACUGUAUUCUAUAUCUAAUUUGAUGGUAUAAAACGAGCUAUGCUGUCGCCAGAUAUGCACCGACUCUAAGACUCGUACAAAGCAUCCUGAGUCUUCUUUCCUGAUAGUUCUAUUUAGAUAGAUUCAUUGGUUUAUUGUAUUUGCAAAAUGUUAGAUCCAAAUGAAUUAUACACACUGGUACAGAAUAUUAUACAUAUAAUUAUAUUUUAAUUAAUAUUUCAAAUACAAGAUGACAAAUAAUUUGUAUCUGCAUUUCAGACAAUUGCACACAUCAGAUAAGUCACACCUUAGCUUUUAUCAUUGUUGACAGCAAACAACUAAAAAUAUGAAAUAAUACGUGCACUUAUUUGACAUUGAACUUAGAACCACAACCUACACACCUAGACAACCUAGAAACAUCUAGGUGUGUACAUUGUGGUUCAUUCAUUGUCAGUUAAAUGUCAACCAAUAGCACAAUACUGUCUUACCUACCAGAGUAUAUUGGUUUAGUUGGACAAAUAAUAUAUUACUUUUUUCCUAAUCUAAUAAUUGUGCGCAUAUCAAUCUACGUCAAUAUAAAUUGUGCAUGCACCCUCACAGAUAUUGUGUGCCUUCUUAAAUCUCUUGAAUACGCUUACCAGACAGCUUGAAUAAGUAAGAAGUAACAACUUAUGCUGGAAAAUUGUAGCUACUGAGUUUCUUGCCAGGUCAUUUGACAUACACUACAUUCCGAACCGGGAGUAGUACAGACACACUGCAGACUUGAUUUUAAAAGUGCUCAUAUUAGAUAUUAAAAUGCACAUAAUUGAAAAGUUGGAGCUGCAUGCCCCUUACAGGAUUCGAACCUACGCCCUCCGAAUUGAAUGCAGAGGUCAUAUCUACUGGGCUACCUACCUAAAAUAAAUUAUUUUGAUUUGACAUUUUAAGAAAUUUUCCUUACCCUCCAUAGUAGUAAUUUUACUAAUUAUUGAAUUAUUAAAGUAUUAUUUAAAAUAUGUAUUACACUAUGGAAUAUGUAUUAUGUUUAUCCAAAUUUUGUGUGCAGCUUAUCUAUGUGCCUUAGUUCACUAGCUCAAGGUUGCUUCCGUAACUCUCACUGUCAUUAAAACUGCCUAUUUUACAAGUCGAAACUCUUAACAAGAACCUCUCACACAGUAUAUUUAUUGUAACAGUAGGUACUCAUAAUUUGCAUUGUACAUUUAGUUUCUGAUCAAACUAUAGUAAAUAAUUAAUUGAUAUUCUGUAAUUACAUACUUUUUGUAAUUUCUUCUUCAUUUUGUUCAUGUUAAAUACCAACUUUGGAAAAAUGAGAUUACACAAGCUUUCGUGCCUAUAUUGAGUCAUUUGUCUCAGUGGUGUUUUGGCUAUUGACAUUCAUUGUCAGUUUUCAGUAAGGCUAUUUUACUGGAAAAUAAAAAUUCAAUAUAUGCAGUUCAAUACAUGACUAUGUGCCAAUUUUAACCUUUCACCGAUUUUUUGAAAAUUUAAAUCAAUCUAUUUCGAAAAAUCUUUUUAGUUUUGGAUGUAUUAAAGUAUGCAAACAAGCGUUUAAAUAAACGGUAAGGAAUUAUUUUUUAAACGCUUGUUACAAACCAGCAUUGUAUAUACUUCCAAGCUCGCUUGGUAUAUCUUACCACACAGAAUAGAUUGACUUUUUUUUACAAAAUAGUUCUUGACCACAAUACAAUGUCACGUGAUGGGAAGUGAUGAUGCAAUCUAAAAUGGAAGCGGGCUAACUUGUUAGGAAUAGGAUGAAAAUCCACAUCCCUUUCGGUUUCUACACGACAUCGUACAGGAACGCUAAAUCGCUUGGCGGUACGUCUUUGCCGGUAGGGUGGUAACUAGCCAUGGCUGAAGUCUCCCAUCAGCCAAAAAUAACUAUAAAAGUAUACAGUGAUAUUCCUUGAAGUCUCACACAGAACUUUUUUAUGUCACUUAGUAGUCUAUGUAAUAGGUAGCUAAUAUGUCAUAAAAUAAUAAUAAUAAAAAGAGAUUUUGAAAUACAUUUACUGUUAUAAAUGUAAGAUAACUAUUAUGUAAUAAUGAACCAUUCAAAAAAGAAAUUUAGCGUUGCGUAAAAAGCCUGGUAGCGUAAAAAGCCUGGUUUUGUAUAAACAUAAGUGUAGUGCUUUAUUCUAUUAAAUAGGACAAUAUAUACUGACAGCUGCUAUUAAGUUCUCCCUAAACGAUAAAAUUAAUGUACUUACCUACACAUUUUGACUGGAAAAUAUUUAUUUCUAAAGACUUCAUCUUUGUAACUGCUACAAAUAUGAUCUGUCAAUUUCUAGUCGUAUCUAUUUUUGUACUUUUGUAAUUAAUUUGGCAUUUUUUAUAUUUUUAAUCAAAAAGAAUGACAAAAUAAACAAUUUGAUUAAUUGUAAAAUAACAAACAUUCAAGUUUUUAAACUCGUUGGUUGUGGAUGACCAUAAACAAGAAAAAUAACAGAAAAAGUUCAUCGCAUACUUUAUUAAGUGUUUUCGACUUAACAUCAAAUGUUACAACGAGCGUAUAAUAACAAUCUACCUACUAUUAAAACAGGUGCAAAAUAAGAGUUGAAUUUACGAUUCUAAGAAGAAAAUAUUAAGAUCCGUUUUCCUUUGACAUUAAAAUGGUUUGAUGCUCAUAGAAUAGUCCUUCAUUGAGAUCGCGGAUAUUACAGUAAGACGACAAAUCUAUUUAAAUUCCAGUGUCAUAGCCGUAAACUGGAAAACGAGGUUAUUGAUACUCAUUCGAUAAUUAUUAUCGGAAGUUUUGAUGAAAAGAUUACAUUAAUUAAUGUUUUUUUUAUGUUUCAUUUGUCGAUCUUUUCCAUGAUCUAAAUUGACAACUAUCUACAUGUAAAUACAUCGCUAUAAUAUUAUAUCGGUUUCUUUUAGAUCUCAAGACUACUUGAAAUCUGAAAAAGAACACUAUUUCGUGCUAAAUUAAUUAUUUCCCUGAAUGCAGGAUUCUUAUCAUUAUUUUGUACUGUUUAUUUUGUUCAAAUAUAUAGGUAUGUAGGUACUGUAAGAAUGUAUUAUUAUUGAUGACUGUUUAAUUUGAAAUAAACGAAUUGCAUAAUUCUGUUAUGUUAUCUAGGUUAAACCGACUUAAACCAUUAUAAUCCCACUAGUGAUUCUCAGCAUAAUAAAAAACUUUACCCCUUUUUAUAAGUAAAAAGAACUCAAGGUUUUUUACAUUUACAAUCUGAGCAAAAAGAUUACAACGGAAGAAGCUGUUAUUAAGUUUAGUUGUGUAAAAAAAAGUACCGACGUUUUUACUGUUUAUAUACAAAACUAAACCUAAGAAUAAUCAAACAUAAAUUAGCCCACAUAAACUACACUAACACAAACACACAUUACUGAUACAUUAAUAUUUUUUUGUAUCUGUGUGAAGGCUUACCUCUUUUUACUGGUCUAAUACUAUUUCUGACAUAGAAGUAUGUACCACCAUUUUACCAUCGCACUGCAAAACACCGGGUAGGUUUCCAUCCCUAAGUCAUUGACAUCCCUAGAACUCGUUCGAACGAAGCGAUUUGCUUCUUCGUUUCUUAUACGCAUGGUUAGGGUAUGGAACUCUCUCUCGAAGUCAGUGUUUCCUAAUUCUUACAACUAGGACAUCCUUAAAAAGAGAGUGAAUAGGCAAUUUAUAGGCAAGCGCGUUCCUCCUUAGGCCACAUCUAUACUUACCAUAAGGUGAGAUCGUGGUCAAGCCCGAGCUUAUUCCAUAUAAAAAAAAAUAUAUUUGUUUUUUUAAUUAUUUCAAAAUAAUGCUUAGCUAAUAGUUUUGUUUAAAAUGUCAUUCGUUUCAUAUCGUCAAUGCUGUUUCUGUGUAACAAAAUAUUUAUGAUUAUAGGUAUAGUCAAUCUAUUCUGGGAAGUUCGUUUACCGACCUUUUCAUGUGCCAUAUUCAAGGCCCGAUGUGUACUGCUAGAUUAAAGUGCUUGAUUUGUCAUCUUAUCACUAUGUACAUCCAAAGCGAAACAGAAAAAGAAAUACUUUAUUCCGCACAUAUAAAACAAAUUAAAAACAAUAAUUAAAACCAUAUAAUAGUAUGCAAAGGCGGCCUUAUUGCUAUAAGCAAUUUCUAAGGCAACUCCUGAUGACAGGGCUUCGGAGAAAGAGCAAAAGACAGACUUCCGAAAAUAGAUUGACUAUAAAUAGUGAUACAAUUGAUUCUAAGAAUUUCUAUUCUAAUGUUUAAGAUGUUUUGAUACAAUAUUUACUAUCUACUUAUUAUGUUAACUUUAUUAGUUUUACAGAUAUUCGCUCGGUCUUGUCUCUUGACCCUGUAUAUUAAAAUAAAAUAUUACAAAUCUUGAGUGAUUCACAUCUACCACUCUUAUUGACAUUUUGAAAUUAUAUAGCACGCUACCUUGUUAGAUGUUUAAUUUGAAAUUUCCGUUAAUUAGAUUAAAUAAAUUAUUAUUAUUAUUUUAUUGAUAGUAAAAACUCUAUUAGAAAUUAGAUAUAUUUUAUGUCAUAGUGUGCAUUGUACAACGAUUUGGACAAAUUACUCCAAACUAUAUAAAUAGUAUGUACUUGAACAAGUUUCCUGUUCUGUUUUGGAAAGAGAUCAGAGCUAAACUCUGCCGUAAAUCCAUACCUCGCAAUUAUGUGGAAAUUUUGACUUCCAUAUAAAUCAUUUGGAACGAUGGAUGCAAUCCAUUUAUUGGUCUAACUAACACUAAUAUAAUGCAUUAAUUCAUUGGUCAAUUCAGGGAUGAAAUCCGUCAAUCCAUGGAUAGAAUAUAAAUUGACCAUAAGGCCAAUCAAGAUGACCGAGCAUAUUUAAUGAAAUUAUCACCUUAUUGAAUUAACAAAUGGGUAAUACCUAAUUUAGACACCAAGUACAACCGUAUUCAAGUGUAAAUUGAUAUUAGGUUUUUAAUUAAGUAUUAUUUAUUAAUUUUAUUAUAAAAUAUUGUAUUUUUAUUGGUAGUACGAUCAUCGGUUUGUAUAUUUUUGAAAUGUGAGUGAAAAGUGUAUUUUAAUUUAAUUACCUAAAUUAAAACGCAAAUAUUGACUGCAUUUUGUUUGAUGUCACUCAGAUUACAUAGUAGGUAUACCUACUUACCUAAUUAUUGUUUAUGUUUAAAAUUCUUGUCAAAUUAAAGCUUCCAAGCGAAUGUCUAAGUGCGUGCGCAUACAUAGAAUCUGUUUUUUUUUUUUUCAAAAUUCAAUCAUCAUAAUUUUUUAUAUUGUUCUAUUCUGAUCUGAUGAUUGUUCUGAUGUCAUCUAUCUGAGUGUCUGUCUUUAUGUAUUGACUAGCAGACGCCAUGCGGAUUCACCGCGUAGUUCCCGUUCCCGUAGGAAUACGGGGAUAAAUUAAUAUAGUGUAGGAACUAGUAGUUUGACACGGAUAUGACGUCGCUCAGUCUCGUGUUGGCUCGCGGCGGCGCGACUUAUUUCCGUAAAGAUUAGGGAGUUAGAGAAGGGUACCGAUCGGUUGGCGGGAACACUUGAGGUAUAAGGCGCUGCGGUUGGCUUCAGUAUGCUCGUGGCGUUAGAGACAUCCACAUUUUUUGUUAUGUAACGAUAACGAUAGGCGGGGAGAGUGACUUGAGUGGAAAAGGAGAGUGUCAGUUAACUGUGAAAUACGCCCUAAACCCUACACACAACAUUUACAACUGCGUGACUCCACUAAAGGUUUUCUCUUCCAUUCUAGGAUCUUAAUUUGGUUACAGUGUGAUUUGUUAAUUAAGUUGUCCUGAUGUUGGGACUCAUAACCUUUAUUCAUUGGUCAACAUUGGUUUUCUUAUUUUUAUAAUCCACUUCUGAUUCAGCUACACUACACUAUCCCCGGAUGUUUUAAGCUAUUUAUAUAGCUUAAAGCAUCCACGGAUAGUGUAGCUUUCCAACAGUGAAUGUUUUAAAUCGGUUCAGUAGUUUCGGAGUCCAUUCAAUGCAAACGAACAAAUCUUUCUUAUAAUAAGUAUUAUACAUAGAUAAGUAACUGAACCUACAAACGACAACAACCAAACUGCAGUCAAUAUUAUAAGAAUGCCACAUAUUUGUUUGAGAGCAAUAUAUGAUUUUGUAUCAGUUAAGUUUAUUAUGUAGAUACGCCAUUCUAUUGGCAUCUUAAUGUAACUGUUAGAUCUUAUUAUUUUCCUAUUCGUACCUACCUUAAUAAAGUUAAUACAAAUAAAA